AUUGUUGACUUUCAUGAGUGACUGAUGAGUGAUGACACACCAAACUCUCUCUCAGUCCAAGUUUGAAAGAAUGGCAGCCACAGAAGAAGAGCACAAAAGAUCAGACCAUCAGAGAGUAGAUAAUACUUUGUGCCCAUAACUCCACGUCUGGCGGCUUUGACUGUCAUCCUGAAUUGUAGUGUCUGAGGUGUGUAUAUGAGCAAAUUCCUCUCUCUCUCUCUCUCUCUCUCUCGCUCUACUGCUCUGCUUCUGUUCUUGAGACGGCUACUGCUUGUCUGGAUACAUAUAAUGAACUGUGAAUCACCAGGUUGAUGUUGUCCCCUCAUCCUACUAUGUUCUUUUUUGUGCCUGUGGUGUGUUUUUCACUGUUGAACUUCUACUCCUAUAGAUUAGUUACAGUAGAAGCAUAAUUUCCAUUAUAUAAAGAAAGAACAAAUGAAUAAUCUGUCUCUAUGUCAUGAAAUUGGCUUUUUCACUGAGCAGAAUGCCUGCAGCUAAAUUGCUUCAUGCAGUCUACUCUAGAAUAGGAAUUUUGUUGAAGAAGGCCUCAUUUGCCAUAAUGGCUGUAUAAAUUAUCAUAUUUAUGGUUCUUGUUUAGUGCACUAUUAGCUCAACCUCAACCGAGUUGUCGGGUUUUUAAGUUAACCCCCUACAAAGAGGAAGCAAACACAAGUAGUUUCUGAAGAACCAUGGCCGAAGAUGAUAUGUACACGAAAGAUGGGACGGUAGAUUACCGUGGGAAUCAGGCUGAUAGAAGUAAAACUGGAACCUGGAAGGCCUGCCCCUAUAUUCUAGGAAAUGAAUGUUGUGAAAGAUUGGCAUACUAUGGGUUGAGCUCCAAUCUGGUACGUUACUUUAAGAAGCGACUACAUCAGCACAGUGCUACUGCUAGUAAAAACGUAGCAAAUUGGAUUGGAACAUGCUACAUCACCCCAUUGAUUGGGGCAUUUUUGGCUGAUGCCUAUCUUGGAAGAUAUUGGACUAUUUUCUGUUUCUCCAUCGUCUAUGUUAUUGGGAUGACACUUUUGACACUGUCAGCAACAGUCUCUGGCCUAAAGCCAACAUGUUAUGGAGAAGAUAAUUGCCAUGCAACAGAUACACAAGCUGCAGUGUGCUUUCUAGCACUUUACUUGAUUGCAUUGGGAACUGGUGGGAUUAAGCCUUGUGUCUCAUCAUAUGGAGCAGAUCAAUUUGAUGAUACUGAUGAGGUUGAGAAGAAACACAAAGCUUCUUUCUUCAAUUGGUUCUAUUUCUCGAUCAAUACCGGUGCUCUUAUUGCUGGUUCUUUGCUGGUUUGGAUACAAGACAAUGUGGGUUGGGGAUGGGGCUUUGGCAUCCCUGCUGUUGCCAUGGCAAUUGCUGUAUUGAGUUUCUUUUCAGGUACUCAGUUGUAUCGGAACCAGAAACCUGGAGGUAGCCCUCUGACACGCAUCUGUCAAGUGAUCAUGGCAUCAUUGAGAAAAUGGCAGGCUGAAGUACCAGCUGACAAGUCCAUUUUGUAUGAGACUGCGGAUGCAGGAUCUGCUAUCAAAGGAAGCCGCAAGAUUGAUCAUACAAAAGAUUUCAGUUUCUUUAACAAAGCGGCAGUGUUGGUGCAAACAGAUCACGUUAAGGGCUCAGUAGACCCAUGGAGACUUUGCACAGUUACCCAAGUUGAGGAGCUGAAAGCUAUUAUACGAUUGCUUCCUAUAUGGGUCACAGGUAUCAUCUUUUGCACCGUCUCCAGUCAGAGGGGCACCUUAUUUGUGUUGCAAGGCGCCAUCAUGGAUGUCCGCGUUGGUUCAUCUUCCUUCGAGAUCCCACCUGCAUCUAUGUCAAUCUUUGACACCCUUAGUGUCCUUUUUUGGGUCCCAAUCUAUGAUCGAAUCAUUGUCCCAUUAGCUAGAAAAUUUACAGGUCAUAGAAAUGGCCUAACUCAACUCCAGAGGAUGGGCAUUGGCCUCUUCCUAUCCAUUUUUCCCAUGCUAUCUGCAGGAGUUUUGGAACUUGUAAGACUUAGAAUGGUUAGAAGGCACAACUACUAUGAACUUGAGCACAUGCCCAUGUCCAUAUUUUGGCAAGUUCCUCAGUAUUUCUUCAUAGGGUGCGCAGAAGUUUUCAUAUAUGUUGGGCAGUUGGAGUUUUUUUACGAGCAAGCACCUGAUGCCAUGAGGAGUCUGUGCGCUGCUCUCCAACUUACCACCGUGGCAAUGGGGAACUACUUGAGCUCUCUGCUUGUAACCAUUGUUACCACAGUGAGUACAAGGCACGGGAAGCUUGGAUGGAUACCAGACAAUCUGAAUUAUGGUCAUAUUGAUUACUUCUUUUGGCUUUUGGCGGUUCUGAGUGUGCUGAACUUCGGAGCUUUCCUCUUCAUUGCAAAAUGGUACACAUAUAAAAGGCCUUUGGGGACUCUCAGAUGAUGGUUUACUCUGGUGGUUGAAGCACUUGUAUAUAAAGUACAGCCUGCUUAAUGUGUAUCAUCUCCUUAUGUAUGCAACACAGUUGGAAGUCUACUUCAUAUUCAACAGUCUCUGUAUGCUGUUUUCAUUAGAUAAUGUAAAACAAAAAUCAAAUAGAGUGAAAAAGAAAGUGAACUACAAUUUGAAUUAA
Molecule: messenger RNA, 2592 nt
Organism: Alnus glutinosa
Lineage: Eukaryota; Viridiplantae; Streptophyta; Magnoliopsida; Fagales; Betulaceae
Product: protein NRT1/ PTR FAMILY 8.2-like
Exons: 4
Coding region: 690-2402 (570 amino acids)
Biological process (GO): transmembrane transport; oligopeptide transport
Cellular component (GO): membrane
Molecular function (GO): transmembrane transporter activity
Source: RefSeq, a predicted model, not a curated record